GAUGAAUACAAAAGGCCAGGGCGUGGCCGGAUUUGGUUAAGGAUUAUAAGUAUCUGUUCGUGGGAAGUCACCGCAUACUGGCAUACUGUACGACAUGGGAAGGAACCUGGUAUAUCCGAAGCAUGCUGCGAACACUGUUAAUCGGGAAAAGCAGCGAGCGACAUAUGACCUGGGUGUGAUUCAUUCUAUCAUCAACUCCUCCCCGGUCCUCCAUGUGUCUUUUAGUCCAGGGCCCUCCGAGCCCUUUCCCGCAACUUUACCCAUGAUCGGACAGAUGGGUUCAUUCGACUAUCCAUCAGCCGGUAUCGACGAGCCUUUAGACUGCUACGUCCAUGGCUAUGUCAGUUCACGGAUCGUGAACCUAGCACGCGCGUCUAAGGGAGAGGGACUUCCUGUCUGCGUGGCAGCUAGCAAAAUCGAUGGGCUCGUCCUAUCAUUGACCCCGUUCUCCCACAGUUAUAACUAUCGUUCUGCCAUCCUGCACGGAUACGCCACCCUUGUCACUGACGAGCAAGAAAGGCUCUGGGCGAUGGAGCUGAUAACAAACUCAGUAGUCCCAGACCGUUGGAAGAAUACACGGGUGCCACCGACCCCUGCCGAGAUGUCUUCCACCUCUAUCCUCAAGAUCAAAGUCGUCGAUGGCAGCGGUAAGAUUCGAGACGGAGGCCCGUCCGACGAACGUGUGGACAAGAGCAAUGAAGAGUUGUCAAAUCGUGUCUGGACGGGGGUAGUCCCUGUUUGGGAGACCCUUGGACAACCCAUCGCGGCUCCUGAAAACAAGGUAGCUGAGGUUCCAGAGCAUAUCAGCUCGCAUGUCUCCCGUAUGAAUGAACACAACCAGGCCUAUGCGGUGGAUGCAGCUGUCCGGUCGAAAAAAUAAGAAUGUGCGAUGCGAGAAACCACUCCGCAUGUGGUUUUUCAAGCAUUUAUGGAGUAUCCGAGUACAGCUGUUUAGAUCAAUAAUAUUAGAAUAGUUAACUAGCCGGGUUUAUAUUAUAGCGACGGAUUAUAG
This is a messenger RNA of Monascus purpureus, 1012 nucleotides long. Lineage: Eukaryota; Fungi; Ascomycota; Eurotiomycetes; Eurotiales; Aspergillaceae. The record is from the annotation of a GenBank genome assembly.